Paracoccidioides brasiliensis Pb18 is the source of this 4014-nucleotide messenger RNA. RefSeq lists its product as uncharacterized. The transcript has a single exon. The record is from RefSeq and is a predicted model, not a curated record. The coding region runs from base 1 to 4014 and encodes 1337 amino acids.
AUGUCGGCGGCAACCUCAUCUCCGCCAUCUAUUGAAAAUCUCUCUCGAAAUCUUUCUGCCUUCAACGGUCAAAUCAACAACGGUGACCACUUCGUUUCGAAUCCCUCAAACGGCGAGGAGGAAUUGAGUCUGAAUUCAAGGGGUGAUUCGGUUACAGUAAACCUUUCUGUGUUAGAAAUUCACUGCCCGAGCGAUCAUUUAUCAAGGAAGGACUUCAAUACCCACUCACUAUCCGUAUCUCCGAUCAACUGCCCUCCCCUGGAUGCUUCCACGGACGAUCCUACAUACCCGCAACCGAACACAAAUCCAGCAAGCAACAUUUACUCCCCUGCAUCCCAUCAAGAUUUCCUAAGUCCCUCCGGUUACGCUGAUAACGGAUAUAGCGAUCUCAGUUGCUACGGCUCUCCAGAAGUUGACGAACCCUUUUUCUUGGAGCCCGAAUUUGGCCACCAUCUUGAAUUCGAGCAGUCUACACUGUCAGUGUCGAACAGCUUUCAGCGUCAUCCACCUCAACAUACGGGCCCUGUAAAGUUAAGGAAUGAGCGCAGCUUAGAAACAACAACUUCAGCAUCGCAACUACUGAGUCCAGUGCUUACAAAUACACCUAGCCCUCCGUUUACCGUCCAAAAUCUAGAUUAUACUGGUAUGGGUGACGCAAAAGACAUGGCGUACAGGCCUUCAAGACUGGAUAUUCCAGCCCAUCGCUUUCAACAAACGCCUACGCUCACCACUACUAGUCCGUGCAGUGACACACUUGAAGUUAAUAGCGUAUUCCAUGGCGAUCGAGCUACCAGUCCAAUAGUUAAGGUAUCGAGCUACACCAGAGGCGACUCUCCUUCUAGACCCGACGGGCCAGUGAGUCAAAGGCCGGGCAAGAGAGGUCGAACAGUUUUGUCGUCGUCUCAUCUUGCACCAUCCGACAAUGGACACGAGCACGAGGACGAGUCCGACGAUCACUACUUUAGUUUGCACUAUAAGUCUAUUUCAGUUCCCGCUUCCUCAUUACGUGCAGAUGAUGGGUCUUCGAUUGCAAACCCUUCUACGGGCCAAAGCGGGCUCGAACCCGCUUCACAGGGAGACGCGUACGUCCCAACGAUCAAGGAAAUGGAAGAGCAACGCAGACGAGAUCAAAAGAAUGCAGAUGUAGAACUGUGGUUGUCCGUCAGCGAAGCUAAUAGCGAAGUCGAGGAUAACAGUAAUCUUGGACGCCGGUCUCGUCGGAGACACAAGUCGAUAACACUUCGCCGUAGAGCUAGAAGCACUGGAGAUCCAUCUGGCACUGAUUGGCAUAUAUUUGAUGAUUCUAAUAUCCCGGGACCUGGUGUCUUACUUGAUGAGAACACCGGCUUGGAAGAUACAGAUGACGACACCGAUGCAGACUCUUCAGUCAGCGUUCCAGAAUCUCCCCCGGCAAGUAUGGGUGUGAUUGCCCCAGUCGAACUAGACAACACAGAGCCCUUCCCGCCAGCCAAAGACAUAGAAGUUCAACAUAGGGAACCUCUUCCCCGUCAAUUCAUUAGAGCUCGGCUUUGGCAGGACCCACCCAAUAACUCUCGCUUUGGCAAUACAAAUCAUCAGCCACCAAGCUCGAAUGCCGCUGUGAUGCGAUUUUUAAGUGCCUCCCAAAAUAUCGAAACUGCAUCCCGAACUGCGACAUGGGGGACUCGAAGACUCAGUGAAUCAGACGCCAGUAGUUUACCUAGGGGCUCUUUUAAUUCGUUUUCUUCUGACAAGGAGAAAAAACACACUAGACGGGGCAGCAUUCUUGACCAUGCGAGCAAACUUCUUCUACCUAAGAGGAGCAAUAGCAGCGCGAAACGCAAGUUAGCCGAAUCCGUCCAACAGCAACCUAGCACAGAAUCUGUCGAUAAGGCAAAAAUUAAAGACUCAAGGGAUGGUGGGAUCUCCGCAUCGUUACUACCGCAGAGGAAGCCAAGUUUCACUCGUUCGACAAAGUCUCCUUUAAUAACCGGAAAUGCAGUUCUGGCUAUGACAGGACAUAUAGCCGCUGUUAGCGGUCGCUCACCAGUCGGGGUAUCUUCUCCUAAUUCUUCGUCGACUCCUUGGAAUAAUUUUAUGCGACGCAGUCGUAGCAAAAGUGAUCUUACGAAAUGUUCCAGGUCACCUGCAUCCGGAGGACUGGUGGCACUCAUGACUACCUAUGGUGGCCCGCCUGUUCCCACUCUCGCUUCUCCCCUCCAAGACAUCACACCUAGUCCAAAAUCAAGGAGGUGCUUGAAUGAGGAUGAGGAUGAGGAUGAUGAGAACGAAGCCAUGGGAGAUAAGGGUGUAGCUAUGGAUUUUACUGUCAGAGCGGAUCCAAUUGUCCCGACUCUCGAAGGUUUCAAGACCCAGAUUCAACAGCUCAACCCACGGCUUCUUCCGGUGUUGGUGGAACGCAUUGCGCAAGAGCAGGUACGUCGAUACAAAAAGCUCGUCGAGCUUAAGGUACAGCAUAAUCAAGCUGUGCGCAUGCAAAAGUGCAGUGCAGGCAAACAUUGCUUUGAUCAGGGUGGCGAUGCUACCAUGCUGCCUCCGAGAAUCAGUUCCAAAGAUCCAGACUCCACAUGCACGCAGUUCCAAGUGCUCGGUUCUGCUGAUCCUGAUGUCAAUUUUAGCAGCUUCGGUGAGAGCGCUGUGACUGCUGCACUCUUUCCCCCUGCCGUUCCACUACCGCCGGUUAAACGCCUUCCCGCACAAUUCGAAUGCUCCCUUUGCUUCAAAGUAAAAACGUUCCAGAAACCUUCUGACUGGACGAAGCAUGUUCAUGAAGAUGUUAUGCCAUUCACAUGUACGUUUCCCAAAUGUACUGAGCCGAAAUCGUUUAAGAGGAAGGCGGACUGGGUGAGGCACGAGAGUGAACGACAUCGACAGUUAGAAUGGUGGACUUGUAGCAUUCCGGACUGCUCGCACACUUGCUACCGGAAAGACAAUUUUGUUCAACAUCUCGUUCGAGAACACAAGAUGCCAGAACCUAAAGUUAAAACCUCCAGAGGCCGUGGAAAUGGAAACGGUAAACAGCCGCACAACCAGAAAUUUUUGGCUUCUGAGCAGGGGCUAGAUCAUGUGUGGAAAUUAGUUGAAGAAUGUCACCAUACCACAACUAAGCAACCCAAGGACGAGGCAUGUCGGUUUUGUGGUAACGUUUGCAACAGCUGGAAAAAACUUUCUGUACACAUGGCUAAGCAUAUGGAGCAAAUUGCCAUGCCAGUCUUAGCACUUGUCACGCAACGGACGGCAUCUGCAGAUACUAUUAUUAGCCCCAUAUAUAUUGGAAACCACACAACGCAACGGCAACCUGGCGUCGCACACCCGCCAACGAGUCCUCUCCCAGGCGGAGGAACGCAUUAUUCUCAUUCCUUCCAAUCGGAUCAAGUUACAGCCGCUAAUAUAGAUCAUUCAGCCUUCUACAAUUCAGUGCCACAAAACUCAGAAUUGUAUGCAGCCGCCCAAUCUCCUCUGUUGUCGGGCCAUCUUCAUCCCUACAAUGACCAUACCGCUGUCCCUAAAGGAAUGGGUGGAAGGUCAGCACUGGACGGUGGACUGAAUUACAGUCUCUCUCCUUAUUCACAGAUUUCACAGACAAGGUCACCGUCACCACAUGGUCGUCCAAUUACAACUGAUGGCCAUCACCAAUUGAGCCCUCAUUUUGCUUCUACUCCAUACCCACCUCCAUACAACGCGAUGUCACGCCGAGAUGACGUAUCUUUGCCGGACACAACUCAGGCUCCUGUUGUUUCAGCGACCUAUGGCUUGGAUAUUUCGGCAAAUGUUUCCGUCAGCACUGCCUAUGAUAAUCACCAACAAAUGUAUGCCUCACCAAUAGAAAAUCUCGGGUACGUGUAUCAGCAAGGGCAAGACCCAAUUGACCAGUCGGGAGGUUUACACUACACCGAGGCCCCAGCUGGGAUGCGGUAUCUAGAGAUGUCUGGACCUAGUGACGGGGCCGCAGACCUGACAGAAGGGUAUCCAAUGCAACCUAACAGUGGUCAAAGUCAAUGUCAGAAUCAGUGA